Messenger RNA from Schistosoma bovis, 5665 nucleotides. NCBI's taxonomy places the organism in Eukaryota, Metazoa, Platyhelminthes, Trematoda, Strigeidida, Schistosomatidae. The record is from the annotation of a GenBank genome assembly.
AUUCGUGCUACUUUUUAAAAACAAGGACAAACUUGGCAUUAGGUCUUACUCAAGGUUUAUGCUUCAUCGCCGUUACUGAUAAUUACUCUUUACGGAACUAUUAUCUUUUCAAAACAUCAUGUUCAAAUACAUUCUUUUCUUCAUAGUAUUUUCAGUAAUAUCGAAGCCUUUGACUGCUGAAAAAUUGGUUAACGGAACUUGUCCAUCUAGUCAAAGAACAUUCUGCUAUGAUGGGAUUAUUGUACCUAUGUGGAGACCAUCCACAGGCAUAACUGCCGGCGACAAGGCUGCUAGGGCCAUCGUUUACUUUUCAGCACUUAUGUAUUUAUUUUUGGGUGUGUCUAUAAUUGCCGAUCGUUUCAUGGCUGCAAUCGAAGUAAUCACUUCGCAAGAAAAGGAAGUGACUUUGAGAAAGAAGAAUGGGGAAACUCAAACGAUAUCCGUCCGCAUAUGGAACGAGACUGUUUCAAAUCUAACUUUGAUGGCUUUGGGGUCUUCUGCUCCCGAAAUUUUAUUAUCUGUUAUUGAAAUAAUUGGGAAGAAUUUUGAAGCUGGGGAUUUGGGUCCUGGCACUAUUGUCGGUUCUGCAGCCUUUAAUUUGUUUGUCAUAAUCGGCGUAUGCAUAGUUGUCGUUCCUGAUGGACAGAUACGUCGAAUCAAACAUUUAAGUGUCUUUUUCAUCACAUCGUCGUGGAGUCUGUUCGCUUAUCUUUGGAUGUAUCUCAUUAUAGCUGUUUUUACGCCUGGAGUAGUGGAAGUUUGGGAGGCACUGCUUACGUUUAUCUUUUUUCCCGUUAUUGUGAUUUGUGCAUAUUUAGCCGAUACAAAAAUUUUCUUUAAAAAGUUUCUUAAGAAGAAAUAUCGUGCAACUGCCCUAAUGAAAGCUGCAAACGGUGAUUUAGAAUUGACCAACCACACUGAAGAAGUGACAUAUGCUCCUGCUGAUGGGGACUUAUUAGUUGACGAAUCGGAAUUCGAUCGCCAUCGUAUGGAUUAUGUGGAAGCUAUUAAAGAAAUUAGGAAACGAAAUCCGAAUAUCGGAAUGAAAGAAUUGGAAGAACUAGCCCAAAUGGAAGUGCUUAAUAAGGGUCCCAAGUCCAGAGCUUAUUACAGAAUGCAGGCAACACGCCAACUUACAGGGAGUGGAAAUGUCAUCAAAAAAGCUAAAGUUGAACGUCGAAUGUCUUUUGAUGAUAACCGACUAACAACAGAAACAUAUCCUCCACACGUUCAGAGGUUCUUUUUUAAUCCUGGUCACUACACCGUAAUGGAAAACGUUGGAACGUUUCCUGUGACAGUUACUCGUGUUGGUGGCGAUAUGCACGCCGUCGUCUCUGUUGAGUACUUCACUCUGGAUGGAACUGCAGUUGCUGGAGAAGAUUAUGAACCAGUUAAAGGUCUACUGUUGUUUUCGGCUGGCGAAACACACAAACAAAUCAUGAUUUCUAUUAUUGAUGACGAUAUUUUUGAGGAAGACGAACAUUUUACUGUCCAUUUGAGAAAUCUCGAAGUGAAACAUUCGUCUACCAAAAUCGAGCCGGUUCUGGUUGACCCCAUGGUUGCUACUAUUAUGGUUCUGGAUGAUGAUCAUUCUGGGGUUUUUCAGUUUGAUGUGGCUGAUCUUACCGUUAGUGAGUCUUGUGAAUACGCUGAGAUCAAAGUACAGCGUGUUUCUGGUUGCCGAGGUAUCGUUCGAUUGCCAUACCAGACCGUCGAAGGUACCGCUAAGGGAGGCGGAAAGGAUUUCGAAGAUAGUGUCGGAUAUAUAGAAUUUCAAAACGAUCAGACAGAGGGUAUCAUUCGUAUUCGAGUAAUGGAUGAUAAUAAUUAUGAGAAAUCAGAAUAUUUCUAUAUACAACUUGGUGAACCAGUUCUUAUUGACAAAGAUGUUCCAAGUCAUUUAUUUGCACGCAUUACUCAACGGUCAGAUAGUUUAGUAAGUCGUACUAGUUCAACGAAAAAGCGUAAUUCACAAACGCCUAGUGCUAAAGAUGUAAAUUUCAAUCCAUGUAAAUCACUUGGUUUCGUAGAAACUGGCCAACCGCGAUUAGGUCAACCAACAAGAAUUAAGAUUACAAUUACAGAGAGUACAGAAUUCAAGAAAACCGUUGACAGGUUAGUGAAACAAGGGACACUGGCCUUAGUGGUUGGUACAUCAUCUUGGAAAGAACAGUUCGUUGAGGCGAUAACUGUCAGUGCUGGAGGCGAUGUUGACGACGAUGAAGGAGAAAAACUACCAACAUGCAUGGAUUAUGUGAUGCAUUUUUUGACCGUUUUCUGGAAAGUCCUCUUUGCAUUUGUUCCACCAACAGACUAUGGCGGAGGUUGGUUUUGUUUCACUGUAUGUAUACUGGUUAUUGGUGUUUUGACCGCAGUUAUAGGAGAUGUAGCUUCGUCAUUCGGUUGUUCGAUAGGAUUGACUGAUGCUGUUACUGCAAUAACGUUUGUAGCACUUGGCACCAGUUUACCAGAUACAUUUGCAAGUAAAGUUGCUGCUAUCGGUGAUCAAUACGCUGAUUCAUCUAUAGGCAAUGUAACUGGUAGCAAUGCUGUAAAUGUAUUCUUAGGCAUUGGUUUAGGCUGGAGUAUAGCUGCUAUAUAUCAUGCAAUUAAAGGAACACAAUUUUUAGUUCAACCAGGAUCAUUAGGUUUCUCCGUUACUACAUUUUGUAUAUUUGCUGUGAUAGCAAUUAUUUUAAUUAUGUUUAGACGUAAAAAAUCUAUUGGUGGUGAAUUGGGUGGUCCAAAAGUUGCAAAAUAUACUUCAGCUUUAUUUUUAUUUUUCUUAUGGUUUGUUUAUAUUCUCUUAGCUGGUUUAGAAAAUUAUUGUAUUAUUGAAGGUUUUUAAUUAUUAAAAGGAGAAGAGAGAGAGAAAAAAACACAAAUAGAUAAACGAAGAAAUCAGAAAAGAAAUAGGAAAAUUGUUUACAAUAACAACAUUACACAAAGUAUAUACUUUUAUACAAUAUAAAGUAAAACAAAACUAUACACAUAUAGAAUCAUCAAUGUAACAUUUAUCUAAUUAUAAAUAAUAAUAAAAAAAAUGAGAGAAACCAACAUUUAUUAUUCCAUUAACAACAUUACUGACUUAUACAAGAUUCAUAUAAGUGAUUUAUUAAAAUUUACUAAAUACAUAUGCAUAUAAACACAAUUCUUUAAAUGUAUUACAGAUGUCAAUGUUGUUGUUGUUGUUGUGAUUUAUUUCUUUGUUAAACUGUUCAAUAGAAAGUUAUUAACGGUGACAUUAAUCAUGACAAUAUUGACACAUAUUGAUAUUUUAUUGUUUUAUUAUUAAUAAUAAUACUUCAUUGAAUAGUUUUAAGUGUAUAAAUAGUUAUACUUCCUUAUUUUUCCCUUGCUUGUAUCUCUUUCUUUCUUGCAAUCAUACGGCCAUUUUCAUUUAAAACCCAAAAACACAAAAUAGAUUUACUAACUGAAUAAACCGUUAAACUUGUUUUCUCUUUAUUUUAUGAUUUAUAAGUUUAUUCUCAUCAAUUAAAUUGUCUUUUUUUGACACUAAUUAGAGAAAAGUAAAUCCUAAUGAUAUGUUGUAGUACUCAUAUAUUUAUUGUUUAUGAUAUAAGAGUAAAUGAGUGUAAUCUGUAUAUUGAUCUGUGCUUGUACACUAAUUAUUGAUAACAGAGUCUUAAUGUAUUUUAUUUUCAUAGAUAUUACUUUGCACCUUUUUUUUAUUGUGCACAACCCAACAUCUUUACUACAUAUACCAAUACAUUAUGGUAUUUAUAUAUAUAAACUGAAAUAAACGCUCAUAAAUUAGAUUUUAUAGUUUUCCUAAAUACUUUUCUUGAUUAGUAAUUAUAAGGUAAUACAAUGAGAAACAUAUAUCCACAUCUAUAAUCAUUCUCAUUGUUAUUUAUUCUCAUUCGUAUGUACAUUUUCAAAAUAAUGAUGGAUAUUGUUACUACUUGUAUAUUGAUUUCUUUAUCCGUUCUUUUAUACAUUCGUUCAUUCAUUCAUAUAUGAAUUUAUCUAUUACUUCAAUUUACAUUGUGACUUAAAUUCACCAAUACUAGGCAUCAACAUUUUUAAUCGUUUCUAAUUGCAGGGAGAUAAAAUAUUAUCCAUGUUGCAUAAACUCAUCAUAAUAAGUGGAAACAUGACCUUGUUGAAGAACAAUAUAUGUGUAAAACAAUUAAAUUAAGUUAAAGGAAAACACUUGUUUAUUCUUCUUUUGAAAGUAAAUAAGCCUAUAUAUAGAUAGAUAUACUGGUCGAAACAAAUCAUCACUAAAACCGUAUCACUUCUUUUGAUUUUCACAAUAAAAUAAACAAACAAAUAUUUCUAUUUCGACUUUAUAAUUAUUCUGAGGAUUGAUUCUGAAAAAUUAUGCUCAUGUUGUUGAGAACAAUAUUAAUGUUAACUAUUCGCAUACAAGUUCAUUGGUGUUUUAAGAGCAUAGUCAUAUGAAUUUCUUACUUUCCAACAUCUCAUUCAUGUGAAUUUAACUGAGUAUUUCUUUUAGAAAUAGAAUUAAGCAUCAUAAAUUCUGUACAUAACAUAUUUGUACAUACAUUUAGUCCGAUUUAAAUAUAUCUCUCUGCAUGCAGUGCCAUUUCCUUGCCUUCUUUUCAACUAACUUUUAAAAUAUCAAUCGUUUUAUUUUUCUUUUGGAUUCAUGUACUUGCCAUUUUGAAUCCAUCAUCUCAACAAGAUAAACCAUUUAAUUUUUUCUUUGAAUUUCUACACUUUAAACAUACACCUUCUGAUACUUGGUUUUUUUCUUUCUUUCUUUCGUUGAAACUCUUUCAUUAUAUUUCUUGGAAAAUCAAAUGAUCAAUAAAUAUUUCAGGAUGAAAUGAUUUAACAUAUAAACGUGUUGUUACACCUUUUUAAAUUACACAUAUAUGAGUUUAUUAAUAAAAUUUAUGAAUGCAAACAGAAAUCAAAAUCAGCGGCAUAUAAAUCUGAAUUAUUCAUUUUCACAUUUUGUAUUUUUACUCCAUAUCCCAAUGUAAUUUUGGUGUAAUUUUAUAGUGUUAGUUAUAUUUUUACCUACCACAUUUAAUAUUAAUUGUCAUAAACAUAUUAAUUACCCAUAUGUAUAUUUACAUAUAUGGAUAUUUACUGUUUAACAACUUUACACCAUAUUUCAAAUAUAAGAAAGUAUUGUAAUUACAUUUUUGUUUCUGCCGUCCAUGUACGCGUAUAUUACUGUAGAUUAUUUACAUUAUUUCUAAAAUAAAUAAGUUCUCUCUCUCUAUAUAUAUAUAUAUAUAUAUUACUUAGUUUUGAAAAUUUUAUCAAGUAUUAUCAUUGAUAAUGUUCGUCAAACUACUUACAAAUUUAUGAUUAAAUCUAAUACAUAUAAAAAAUUACACUUAUUGAACGGUUUCUAAGCAUAUUACCAAUAGAACUUUGAUACUAUUCACUAAACCGACGCUGACUGUUCAAUGAAGAACAUUUUUUUGCAUCAUAUAUAUAUAUAUGUAGAAUAAAGUCAAAGAAAAUCGGUUUUAUUUUAAUUAUUUAUCAUAAAGUGAAUAACCUAUUAAAAUGGGUUUCUCAGUAGUUUAACAACCGUUUCUGUUCAUUGUAAUCAACUUAAUUAACUAGACCUUGUCACUGAAAAUUAAAAUAAGUAGUUUGUGGAAGUUUGUAGUUUUUAUGACAAAUCGACAUCUUAGGCACUUACACACAACCUUGC